Molecule: messenger RNA, 1029 nt
Organism: Coccinella septempunctata (seven-spotted ladybird)
Lineage: Eukaryota; Metazoa; Arthropoda; Insecta; Coleoptera; Coccinellidae
Exons: 2
Coding region: 33-410 (125 amino acids)
Source: RefSeq, a predicted model, not a curated record
AUUCAAAACUGAGAUUCCUAUGGGUCUUAGCCAUGAAAAAGGAAAAUUUUCAGCGAACAAAUUCUUCUAUGUUAUGUAGUAACCACUUUCUUGAAAGUGAUUUGGUCAGACAAUUCGGCCAAAUCAGACUGAGAGAAGGUUCAAUUCCCUCAAUUUUUGAUUUUCCUGAUCACUUGAUAAAGAAAACACCCAAACCAAGGAAAAUCAGAAAAAGAUUAGCCGAGAAGGAGAUUCAAGCCGAAUCUACUUCUGGAGAGAAAAAGCUUAAGCUGGAUCUUCUAUCAACUAGUUCUGAAAACUACUUGGAGUCUGUGAAUAUCGAUACCAAGGUUUGCUCUGAAAAACCUCAGAUUCAAAAGAAAACAAUAAGGUAUUUUCGUUUAUAUGGUUCAUUCAGUGUCUUCAAAUAAUUAUUUUGCAGGAGGAGGCAUCAUUUUGUGGAUGUGAAAUAUUCUGCUCUGGAAACAGCUAAAAAAUGGUUUGGAAUAUUGCCAAUAGGAGUAUUAAGAAAAUUAGAAAAGAAAAUAAUAAAUUAAGAAAAAAAAACAUAAAUUGCAUAGCAGGGUGAUAAAGUUGAAAUAACUGAUAUUGCAUUUGAAAACUUCUUAAAAUGUCUCUCAAAAUUGUUGUGACAUAACGCAGGUAAAAGACAAGUAUGAACUGGAGGCCUAUAAAGAAUCAUUGACUAAUGCAAAUUAAUGUAUGUUGAGAAAUUACAUCUGUUUUAGAAUUUUAUUUUAUUUUGCUCAGUAAGGAUGGUGCUCCCUUUUUCCAGAAAGUUAAAGGUAUAGCUCACAUAUUUUCUUUCAACUCUACAUAUCUGGGGUAAGUAUGUAGGUGAGUAAUCUUUGAAUCUUGGUAUUCCAUAAAUUUUUUUUUUCAGAUUUGUGGGUCGAAGAUAUUUGAAUUAAUUUGUGAUUCACUUAAAAUAUUUUAUGUUACAGGAAUGUAUUCCGAAGGCUGAACAGGAGUUAGUGUUGAGACAACUCAAAAUUUCAACAAAUAAUUUAUUCAGAUUUGUAAUUUCAA